AUGCUCCUACCAAAUAUUGAAUCUACCCGCGCCGCGCCCGCCCGCCAGAGCUGUCCUGAGCCUCAGCCUACCUGCAAGCUGUCUGCAUCGUCGCCCGCCUGCUGGCUAUCCAGAAUGCUCCUACCAAAUAUUGAAUCUACCCGCGCCGCGCCCGCUCGCCAGAGCUGUCCUGAGCCUCAGCCUACCUGCAAGCUGUCUGCAUCGUCGCCCGCCUGCUGGCUAUCCAGAAUGCUCCUACCAAAUAUUGAAUCUACCCGCGCCGCGCCCGCCCGCCAGAGCUGUCCUGAGCCUCAGCCUACCUGCAAGCUGUCUGCAUCGUCGCCCGCCUGCUGGCUAUCCAGAAUGCUCCUACCAAAUAUUGAAUCUACCCGCGCCGCGCCCACCCAGCAGAGCUGUCAUGUGCCAACGUCUACUUGUAAGAAGCCCUCAUCCUCGCAAUCCGGAGACUCCCCAGAAUGUUCGUAUCAACGACCAUGGCUAGAGCAGAGCCUGCCCAUAGUAACGGAAGAUUCCACAGCAACGAUAAAAAUAUGUAGAGCAUACGUGAUAUGUAGCAGGAAGUCUAAAAGAUUGGGGCGCACGUAA
Messenger RNA from Papilio machaon (common yellow swallowtail), 585 nucleotides. RefSeq lists its product as uncharacterized. NCBI's taxonomy places the organism in Eukaryota, Metazoa, Arthropoda, Insecta, Lepidoptera, Papilionidae. Bases 1 to 585 code for a protein of 194 amino acids. The record is from RefSeq and is a predicted model, not a curated record. The transcript has a single exon.